Molecule: messenger RNA, 855 nt
Organism: Vavraia culicis subsp. floridensis
Lineage: Eukaryota; Fungi; Microsporidia; Pleistophoridae
Exons: 1
Coding region: 5-787 (260 amino acids)
Biological process (GO): retrograde vesicle-mediated transport, Golgi to endoplasmic reticulum
Cellular component (GO): endoplasmic reticulum; SNARE complex
Source: RefSeq, a predicted model, not a curated record
UUGAAUGCUUUUCCGCUAUGCAUUCUAUCCGCAUUUAACGAUUCGCUACAUUAACCCCAUGAACAGAACAGGGGAGUAUCUGAAUUUCACACGGACAAGCAGUUAUGAUGGGAGUGAUACCAAGAAUAGAUAUGGCGAGCGUGAACAGGGAAAAAAAGACGGUGAACAAAAGAAUUUUUACGACAGCGUGUACCAAAAUAUACAAAACUUCAAUACAAAUGUUGCAACAUACACAAGUCUGCUCAAGAAGGAGCAGGAGUUCAACAAACUGCAAAGAGAAACGAUUGAUCUGUUCAAGAUGAUUGAGCUAGAAUCUAACAAUGAUUUGAAGAUGCACUUCGAGGGAAUUAAAAAAAUUAUUAUGACAAAACUUGCUGACAAAAAUGCUGAGAUACAGAGCAAAAAAAGACGAUUUAUUAAUAAGAACAUACAUUUGGAACCUGAAAAGCCUUUUGUGUAUCUGAACGCGCACCAAGAUAGGAAUUUGGAAAUGGAAAAUAAGAUGAUAAUGAAGGAGACUCAGUCUCUUGACUACCAAAUGAAACAGACUAGGAAGUCUCUGCAAGAGAUCAAACAUAUACAAGAUCAGAUAAAUCUGAACUUGAAUGUACAGAACGAAAGCAUCGACCAGAUAUUCAAUAAGUCUAAGUCUAUCAGUGAAAACGUAAAGGGUGGCAACAAGUACCUGAAGAUGGGAAAAGAGAAAAGAAGACUGAUGAGGCGGGCCCUAUUCAUAUGGUUGUUAUGUAUAUCAUUCAUUUUAUUGUUUUUGCAUUGGCACUACUGAGCUUUUAUCCGUGCUGAUCUUGUUAACACGACAUCUGCCAUUUCUAUAUUAAAGAUUUGUUAGAAAAG